AUGGCACAAGAAAUCACCACUUUACAUUGUAACUUACUGAGUACUACCGAGGCGAUUCGACUAGGAGAUACGGAAGGGGGGCUGGUGGCCUCCAGCCCUUACCAAAAUAUAAGGCACGCAUUGUCUGUGCAACUGGACAAAUUAGCAGCCUUGCUCAGGUCGCUAGUGGCCAAACCAGACGGUCCGAACACCCUUCCAGAUGGGUUCAAACUGUUGAAUCUCAACUCAGAAGUGGCUCAAGAUUUAGAGGUGACUCAAGAUUUAGAGCCGCCUCUAAAUCUUGAGGCAGCUCAAGAUUCGGAGGUGGUUCAAGGUGCGGAGGCAGCUCAAGGUGUGGAGGCAGCUCAAAGUGUGGAGGCAGCUCAAGGUGCGGAGGUGGCUCAAGAUUUGGAAACCAUCAGCAAGGUUGAUGUUGAGGCUGUCAGUGAAGCCAAAGCCGUGGGUGAGCUCAAAACCACAGGUGAUGCGGAAGUGGUUGGUAAUAUUGAAGGAGCCAGUGAUCACUAA
Messenger RNA from Postia placenta MAD-698-R-SB12, 507 nucleotides. RefSeq lists its product as hypothetical. The record is from RefSeq and is a predicted model, not a curated record. The coding region runs from base 1 to 507 and encodes 168 amino acids. The transcript has 3 exons. Lineage: Eukaryota; Fungi; Basidiomycota; Agaricomycetes; Polyporales; Adustoporiaceae.